AUGUCCGCCGGCGGCUUAGAAGUCAAUAGUGUUGCCUUUGGCGCCAACGUUGAUGGGGAUGUCUCACAGAUAUGGAAACAAGUCGAGAUUCGCGUUGUGCAGAUGGCAGGAGACUCUUCCAAGAUCAACCAGAAUCUGGACAUAAAUAGCGUCCUGCAACAUUUGGAGCAAGCCCACUCCAAGGACAAGAAGGCGUCUGAGAAGUAUGGUACCGUUAAGAACCUUUUCAACCGAACCCUGCAAUGCAUCCAGACUGUAGGAGGCAUCAUCGCAGACGAGGCAUCAUAUUUGUUUGCUCCAGCUGGUACCUGCUACAAUGCUCUCACAUUCGUGAUUCAGGCCUGGCAGGGCUAUGAAGGUAUCUUUGAGAGCCUCGGUGGCCUUCUCGAGAAAUGCACGGAGUUUCUGGAACGACUUACCUACUACACUGAUUUUGGCAUGGACUCGAAGCUUACCAAGAUCGCCUGUCAGCAUCUCCAGAUCUUCGUGGACAUCUGUGACCAUACCCUCAAGCUGCGCUCCAAGCGGACCAAGUUUGCUGCUUUCAUAAAGCAGAUGUUCCUUAAUGACGAUGGUGUACAGGACCUUUUGGGUGCCAUGAAGAACCUGAUGGAAAAGGAGCAUGGACUCGUAUCUGCACAAACUUGGAAAUCAAGCAACGAAGCUGCCGCCAACUCGAAGGACGGGUUAUCACUGACGCGUAACAUGCAUACCAGCCUGGUUGACGAUAGAAAGCAGAAGCAACUUGAGAGAGAUAUUGACAGUUGGAAACUCAUCAUUGUCAACGCCCUGGACUUGGACCGCGCCAUACUGGAACCUGGUCGUGAGCCAUGGGAUAAAAUGUGGAAACGGCACAAAGGCAAUAUCCUCGAGGGCAGCGGUGAGUGGCUUUUCCAAGACUCUCGCUUUACUCGCUGGGUUUCUAGUUCCCAAGAUUCGAAGGGUAUCCUGGCCCUCGAGGGUGAAGAAGGGGCUGGCAAGACACUCCUUGCUUCCAAUGUCGUCAUUCAUCUACGCAAGAUGAAGGGGUCGGGAAAGAGAGUCGUUACUGCACACAACUUUCUCGACAUCGAUUCCAAAUCGACUACAGACGCCAACGACGCCAAUAUUAUCUCCAGAUAUGUCAUGUGUCAACUCGCACUAGCAGAAGAUCCCGUCAUGAAGAGCAUCGCAGGUAUUUGUGAGAAAGCUCAGUCCUUUAGCAGCCCGCUAGACAUGUGGACACAGCUGCUCCUCGAGAACCAAGACCUGCUGGCUAUGGAUGUGGCAUUCUAUAUCGUACUGGAUGGACUAGAUGCCAAUGCUGAGGUUCUAAUCAACUUCUUGCAACGGUUCUCCGACAAUCCGAUCAUCCAGAGAACUCGUAUACUCUUAACCGGAAACAAAGAGCUCUUUUACGCCAUCAAUUUGGCUGGCGGGGUCAAGAUGGAUAAGAUUGUGCUCGAAGACGCAAACAGUAAGGACCUUAUGCUGUAUAUCAGCAAGCGAAUGGAUAGUAUGGAUAUCCUCAGAAAUACGUCCAGGCCGGGUGUUUCUGAACUAAGGACAAAUAUUCUCUCAUCUCUACAGUCGUCUACAAAGGGAGACUACUACAAGGUCGAGCGAGUGCUCGAUAAUAUUUCCAAAACAGACGAUGUCGAUGAGAUUGACGCUCUGCUUGAAUCAGCGGGCAACGUAAGACCCGACCAAAUCGAGGCUGAUAUCGAGAAGUUGAAUCAGCAGCGCACGCCAAAGGAGAUCCCUGAGAUAAAUGAGAUGAUUCUUUGGGUCAACGAUGCACGGAUAUGGUUCUCACCAACCGAGAUUGAAGCAGCACUCGCUCUCAAAGCUGGCCCCAAAGCAAGCACCUCACUCAUGUCCAUCGAAGCCAAGAUUGCGUCGAAAUACACCAUCUUUACAACCGAUUCAGGCCUUGUCCAGUAUAAGGUUGGUGAAAUCCAAAGAAAAAUUCCCCUCAAGAAACGAGACGUUGAGGACAGUGAAAGCUCCAGUGGUUUCAAGGAGAUCCAGCCUGCUGAGGUUAAUAUCAUAAAGCACUACCUCUUAACUAUCUGUCCAAGCGACCUGUACCAGAAAUUCGGGUUCGAUGAUUUCUUCGAUUUGAAGAUGGCUCGUGAGGGUAACUACAUCUGCCGAGACCCGGAUAACUCCCAAGCUUCUAUGGUCUUGCGCUGUAUAAAGUGCCUUACCGAUCAGCGCACCGAGAAGACGGAGCGUCUUUUGGAUUAUGCAUCUGGAAACAUCCAUAUUCACCUGAAGGACACUGACCUAUCUUUGACGGACCGUUCUCUAAAGGCUAAAGUUGGGACUGCUUUACUUAGACUGUUCACCGAGCAGUAUUCUCUCGACUCCUUAUUCGGAUUUCACUUGCUUCAUGAGGAUGCUGACGAAGUGCAAUUUUCCAAGGACGAUCUCCCUGAGAGCUGGAAAGACUCGGCUGUCAUCGAAGAUGUCAAGGAUAGGUCAUUGGUAUCCUCGUUUAAUGCACCCGACGCCAAUCGCCAUUUGGCUCUUUUUGGCUCCUCUUCAAGAACAGCCGCUGAAGACUUGUUUUCAAAGGACACGACUCAGCAUGAGAUUAUUCGGGCCUAUAUUCUCCUCGAUACAAUUCUCACCAAGGACCAACACCCCACUGAGAAAAGCGAGAGGCCAAACGAUAGGGCUGAGUUAACAGAGACAGUCUCGGGCAAUGACAAGGAGAAAAAGACAGAAGAUGGUGAAGACGUCGAUUCCGUCCAUAGCCCGGCCUCAGCAGACAUCCAAUGGUUAGAAGAUUGGGCACAAGAGAUACUCAAAGUGUCGGAUAAAGACUCCAAAUGGGAGUCCCAGGCAUCGCUACUUCUUUCUCACGUGGCAGGCGAAAAGAUUCCCAAGUCAGUUGCAGAAGAGAGAGCACGAAAGGCGUUGGACAUGAAUCCAGAGAGUUGGGUCGCCUCCUACGCACUAUCUCAAGUCAUCGAAUCGAAAGAAGAGUCUCUUAGUCACCUUGAGAAAGUACUUGAUAAGGUCAUGAAAGACAAAGAAUGGCAGAAUGAGCGAGGCCACAAGAGAAUCUUGGCACGAGUCAUAUACAGUCUUGGAGACAAAUGCUGGGAAGAUGGUGAAAGACAGGAGGAAGCCAUUGCGACAUAUUCCAAGGUUUUUGACCUUAAUAGGUCAAUCCAUCUUUUCAAUAGCUUCUCAGGUGUUCUCCAAAAGUAUUCUACAGCUAGCUGCUGGGAGCCCAUGAUCACUUUCUUCGAACGGCUGCUUGACGAGCCUAAAGACGGCCCCAACACAGCAGGCGAAUAUGAUCUCCUUGAAAAACUAUUUGUUCGGGCUAUUGCAAAGGCCACCUCCAAGGGUGACCACGACGAUCUCUUCACAAUCCGAUACUACUACGGCAAGACUCUUUCUAGCAUCAAAGGCCACGAAGAAGCUGGUAUCGCGGUAUGGGAGCUCUAUAAAAGCGAGGCUACGAAUGAACUUCACGAGCGGGCUGUCAACUCGAUCGAUACCUACACGGUACCCGCAUGGCUAGAACUUGCUACUGCCAAAGAUAUUGAUUCAGCAAGAGCCCAGGGCUUCUUUGACAAGAUCGAGGCCGCGUACGUUGAGUUUGAAGCUCUUGAGUCACAUGAUAUCGAGCCUACUGUUGCUUUUGCGCAGUCUUUCAGGUACCGCGGUGACACCGACAAAGCUAAGCAGAUCUUACGACCGCGUGUGACGGAAGCGCUUGAGAUGCUCUCUGAUGACCGCACAGACAAUGAUCUGUACUCACUAUACAACCUCGGGCAGGUAUUGGCUGUAAUGCGGGAUUUUCCUAAUCACAUAACCUGUAUGGAUCUAAUGCGCCAGGCCUUACGUGUAGCCAAAGCAGGGUGUACCAAACUCGCUGCCAAGUAUGAAGAAGAGGACUCCCAAAUAGAGCUCGCCAUGUCAAAGGGUGAGACUUUUCGUCGAACCAUCCUCUCAUUGCCUGACGACCCUGGGACGGCGAUUUACGAAUGCGAUGGAUGUGGAGCAGAUUUCGCGUUUGCAAGUGAGCUUUGGACUUGUCUGAGCGAAAGUGGAGGUGUGCAGAUAGAUGAUAAGUGCUACAGGAAGCUUAAAGAAGGAAAUUUGGGACCGGUAUGUGGCAAGGAACAUGAACACUACUGGGUGCCAAAACGCAAUGUUGAGGAGAUUGAUGCGGUUCCGAUUGGCUCUAUCAAGUUGGGAGAGGAGAUUAUGUCAUUUGAGGCUUGGAAAGACAAGAUUCGAAAACAGUAUGUUAGUACCGGUAUAGCCACAUAA
Molecule: messenger RNA, 4275 nt
Organism: Fusarium redolens
Lineage: Eukaryota; Fungi; Ascomycota; Sordariomycetes; Hypocreales; Nectriaceae
Exons: 5
Coding region: 1-4275 (1424 amino acids)
Molecular function (GO): protein binding
Source: RefSeq, a predicted model, not a curated record